AUGACCCGUGGUGGUAAUGGCGUGAAAGAAUCAAAGGGGGUGCUGGUGGUGACGAGAGCUACAGUGGUGGCGGUGGUGGUGGUGGUGGUAGUGACGAACGCGACAGUGGUGGUGGUGGUGGUGGUGAUGGAGAAGAUGGGAAGUCAGUUCAAGAUCUCUGUCUUUUCUCCUUUGUCAUCGAAGAAGCCUCUCUCUCUCUCUCCUUCUCUUCAUCUCUCUCAAUCCGCCAUAGCAGAGCUAGGGUUUGGAUUUCAGAUCUGA
Molecule: messenger RNA, 261 nt
Organism: Eruca vesicaria subsp. sativa (arugula)
Lineage: Eukaryota; Viridiplantae; Streptophyta; Magnoliopsida; Brassicales; Brassicaceae
Source: the annotation of a GenBank genome assembly